UUGCAGCAAAAGGGUUUGAAAGGUGUGCUCUUCAUUAGAAGAGUGAAGGACAACGACCAGAAAGAAGAAGAAUGAGAGGUUGGCCAGAGUUGGGAGUGGUGGAUACUAUCUAUGAAGAAGAACAAGAAGAUGAAGAAGGAGAAGGUGAAGAACAAGAUGGAUUCAAGUACUCACCUUGUAUCACCCCAUCUCCAACAAUCACACCUAGUCCCCCGGAAUCCUCUUCACCCCCACCUCUUGCUUCACUCCAGAGCAGAGUUGAAGCAUGGUCUCAGGCCACAGGAUGCAAGCCUGAUGCAGUCAUACAAGUACAUGACCAAAGUUUCCAUCUACACAAGGAUCAGAUCAUAUCAAGCAGUUGUUACCUCAAACGGCGGCUGACGGGAUCCUCCGACGUCAUCAUCGCGCCGCCGUUACCAGUGACGGCGGCAACCUUCGCCGAGAUCGCAGCCUUCUUCUACGGCUCUGAUGUCGUCCUAACCCCUUUAAACAUCGCCAGCAUCAGGAUCGGAGCUGAGUGUCUAGAGAUGGAGGGUUUGGUGGGGAUAACGGAGACCUACCUUAAUGAGGAGCUGGCCGGGGGAUCGGAGAGCUUGGGGAUCGUGCUCCGGUCGUGCUUGGAGAUGAUCCCCAAUGCGGCGGCGGUGGCGAUCGCCGGGAGAUGCGUGGAGGCGCUGGCAUCGGAAGAAGGCGGCGGCGGCGGAGGAGGAGAUGGGAUUUGGAUCGAGGGUUUGGUGGGUUUGAAGGCAGAGGAGCUCCUUUCAAUCGCGGGGACGAUGCGCGCGAGGGUUUCUCAGAGUCACGACGUCUUAUAUAGAAUCGUGAAUCAUUACCUCCAGAAGCACAAUGCAAAGCUAUCAGAAGAAGAGAAGAACAGAAUAUGCAACAUAGUGGACUGCACCAAGCUCUCACACAGCCACCUUCUUGACCUGGUUCAGAACCCAAACAUGCCACUCCGGUUCAUCGUCCAAGCCAUGCUCAUUGAUCAGCUUUACACACGGCAAGCCUUGUGUCACCGGAAACACAUUAAUUCUCCUAAUAAAACCAACAUGAAUAUGAGUCUUGGAGAGAUACUAAAGCGUGACGCUGCUCUCCGGCAAGCGGCCAACAUCAAGAAGUCAAUGGAGGAUACUAGCUUUCGUUUGGAGAGUUUGGAGCGUGAGUUGGCUGGACUUAGACGGAGAUUGAGAUGGCCGGAGGAGAGGUCGGAGAGUUUUAGUAUUUUGAGAUAUGAGGAGGAGGAGGUGGUGGUUGGGUCGCCGGAGAGAGGGUGGAAAAGGAGGGAGAGGAAUGGGAAUGGAUUAGGAAGAAGGUUGUUGUAUGGAUUAAGGAAAGUUUUCCGGCCGGUGUUGGGAAGGGAGGAGGAUGGCCGGAGAUGGAGUUGUAAGGGUGGUGAAGAGAUGGUUGUGGUUUUGGAGAGAGGUGGUGGUGGGCAUAGGAGGAAUAGCUCUUUUUCUUGACAUUUUAAUAUUUUUUUUUAAAUAAUUCAGUGUGUAGAAUGGAGACUGUUUUUUUUUUAGGUGGGACUUGUGAGGUUGUUUAUUGGUUUUAUGACUUUGUUAGGUGUGUUUGUGAA
Dioscorea cayenensis subsp. rotundata (Guinea yam) is the source of this 1576-nucleotide messenger RNA. RefSeq names its product BTB/POZ domain-containing protein At3g49900. NCBI's taxonomy places the organism in Eukaryota, Viridiplantae, Streptophyta, Magnoliopsida, Dioscoreales, Dioscoreaceae. The transcript is spliced from 4 exons. Gene Ontology annotation, molecular function: protein binding. The record is from RefSeq and is a predicted model, not a curated record. The coding region runs from base 72 to 1460 and encodes 462 amino acids.